UGAGGGGGCCGAUCGGGAGCCGCUCCCGGGGUCCGGGCUGGGAAAGCAGGGGGCGUGGGGCCCGCUCGCCGGGGCCAUGGACGAGGACGGGCUGCCUCUGAUGGGGUCGGGCAUAGACCUGACCAAGGUGCCAGCAAUUCAACAGAAAAGGACUGUUGCAUUUCUGAACCAGUUUGUGGUACAUACCGUACAGUUCCUUAACCGAUUUUCUACAGUUUGUGAAGAGAAACUGUCAGCUCUUUCUCUUCGGAUCCAACAAAUUGAAACAACUCUCAAUAUUUUGGAUGCAAAGCUAUCAUCUAUUCCGGGUCUAGAUGAUGUUAAAUUUGAAAUAUCGACUGCAAAUGUUAAUGGUGUUACAAAUGGUCCUGAAGCCCCGUCAGGUCAACAGCCAUCUCUGUCUCCUCAAUCUGAGCAGAACAGUAUACAAGACACUGGACCACAGAAAUGUGAAGCGGCAGCAGAACAUAUCUUAACUGUAGCCAAGGAUCCAAGAUAUGCCAGAUAUCUCAAAAUGGUUCAAGUGGGUGUUCCUGUGAUGGCAAUAAGAAACAAAAUGAUAUCUGAAGGACUGGACCCAGAUCUUCUUGAGAGGCCAGACGCCCCAGUGCCUGAUGGGGAAGGUGGUGCAAAUGCCAAAGAGAGUUCAGAUAGUGAAUCUUCUUUUAGUGACUGAACUUCAUGUUGGCCUUAUAGAACUUCUAUCUAUAUAAUAUAUACAUGUGUAGAAGGAGGGGUGUUUUGACAACUUAUAUGCUUUAGUCCUGAGGUAAAAUCUAUUUCUAUUAUAUUAGAGGGUGACAACUUUCAGAGAUCACCUUUCUUACAAAAUAUUUACUAGACUAAGAUUUUUCAGCUCUUCAUAAUGGCUUCUAAUCACAAGUUGAAAAAACAUUAUCUAGGAAUCAUCUGAAUUUGUGAAAAUUUUUCUAUAACGACUAACUUGAAUUUUGUCUGACCCAUAAUGGAAUUAAUAACCAGCCACACAAUCAGUCAAAAAUUAUUUCUGUAUUUUAAAAAUGCAAAGGAUUUUUUAUUAUCAUAGUAGACGAGUAAAUUGACACUGUGCAUCUUAUUACCACAUGGAAGAAUCUAUAACCCCAGUAUACCUGAAUAAGUAAAAAGUGAAUAGCCUACUUAAAAUAAAGCAUAAUGGUAUUACAAGCACUAAGCUGUGAUACUUGAGUGAUGCAAUGUAAGUUGAAAAACAAAAACCAUUUACUUUGAGUUUAAUAGCAGGUAGCAUACUUCCUAAUUAGCUGUACCCAAACAUUAAACUUGGUUAAAUUGUGGAGGCUAUUUGUACUAGUCAUUUCUGAAAAUGUUCACGAGUUCACUUUCAUAACAUUUACUAAAUAAUUUUCUGUCCAAAAGACAAUACAGUUCAAAAUCACCAAAUUACCUAUGGAGACUUCAGGUGUGGUUGUGAAGAUGGUUCUCUUCCUGUUUACUAGAGAACAACACCUUUCAGCACUUGGUCAUCAUAUAUUAUACCAAGGUCAGCGGUAACAGUCAACAUUGACUGUAAAUAUGGUGUCCUCUUGAAAGAGUUAGCUAAGCAUUUGUGCUACCCCUUCUGACCCGCUGCUCGAAGAGUAUUUAAUUUGCACGUGUUGUAGGAGCCGCUCACCUUUAGAGACAACCCUCUGUAAAUAAUGGUGCCGGAAAUAGCUUAAGAAGUCUCUAAAACACUUGUUCCAUGGAGAAAUUGAAAAACUUACUGGAUGGUGCUAUUUCACAAUCAUGACCUAAAUUUACUAUUUUACUCUAGAAGUAUAGGAUUGUGCUAUUUCUCCUUCAAUCUGAAGCUAGAUUUGAUGCUAAGCCAUAUUUAAGACUUCCAGAAUUUUUCUACUUGAAAAUUUAUUUUUAAAAAAAUAUACCAGUAAUGAGCCAAGGAUUAACAAUAAACAAGUCUAUGUCUUUAUACUUCAUUGUAAUUACGAUACAAAUUUUAAAUGUUUCCCUGGACACAACCCAUCCAGUUUCCUUAGAUCCAUAAGCAAAACAUGGCUUCUGUUAAAGGGUGAAUGGUGUGUGUGUGCUCUUAGGAAGUAUCACCCAGGUAACACUGUUAGUAAAACUGUUUUGUUUCUGAACAGGUUGCUUAAAAUAAUGAGCUCCAUCCCCGGAGUUCACAAAGUAUGGAAAUUCCCACAUUUUAACCUUGUGAUGUAGCAGUGUUAUGGUAUUGCCCAGUGUGGCAGUCAUUAAAAAAAAUUAUUUUGC
Molecule: messenger RNA, 2229 nt
Organism: Vombatus ursinus (common wombat)
Lineage: Eukaryota; Metazoa; Chordata; Mammalia; Diprotodontia; Vombatidae
Gene: WASHC3
Product: WASH complex subunit 3
Exons: 7
Coding region: 77-676 (199 amino acids)
Biological process (GO): exocytosis; actin filament polymerization
Cellular component (GO): WASH complex
Source: RefSeq, a predicted model, not a curated record